This is a messenger RNA of Penicillium taxi, 258 nucleotides long. RefSeq lists its product as uncharacterized. NCBI's taxonomy places the organism in Eukaryota, Fungi, Ascomycota, Eurotiomycetes, Eurotiales, Aspergillaceae. The record is from RefSeq and is a predicted model, not a curated record. The transcript has 2 exons. Bases 1 to 258 code for a protein of 85 amino acids.
AUGUCUGUCCCAGAAGCUCAAUCAUCUUCUAGCAAUGGCAAUGGCAGUGGCAACACAUCCAACAUUCUCAGCCAAAGCAACGUCGUCAAGAUCCAAAAAGCGAGCCGCACUAGCCUUGAUCGAUUUGUCCAUGAAUCAGCAUCUGAGGGGCCCUACUAUAUCGGAGCACGGAUGGCAGACCGAUCAAAUCACAUCGACAGACUUACAAAUCAAUGCAAUGCAAUGAAUGAAAUCUUAAAGCGAAGGACCGAGGCCUGA